Messenger RNA from Trichoderma virens Gv29-8, 1938 nucleotides. RefSeq lists its product as uncharacterized. The record is from RefSeq and is a predicted model, not a curated record. The annotation marks the transcript as partial. The transcript has 6 exons. NCBI's taxonomy places the organism in Eukaryota, Fungi, Ascomycota, Sordariomycetes, Hypocreales, Hypocreaceae.
AUGAGACCGUUAUUUUUCAGCCAGCUGCUUUUCGUCGGCAUACAGGCGUCAAAAAUAGACGUAUCCCAACCGAUCCGUGCCGAUCAAGCCAAUUGUCAUCUCUAUGCCAUCCAGCCAAGUGACAGCUGCAUUGAUAUCAGCAGCAAAAAUAACAUUACCUAUGCCCAACUGCUCUCCUGGAACCCUUCAAUUAAACCUACAUGCUCCCCAUUGGGGAAUUGUGUCACUUCCUGUAUCAGUACUGAUGUAUUUGACAGCCCAAUUCCGUCUCCCACACUGGAUCAUACAACAUCUCGCUGCGCCAACUAUUACAAAGUUGUCGAGGGCGAUGACUGCCCACACUUGACUGCGCUGUUUGCCAUUACAUUGACGGAUUUCCUCUUUUUGAAUUCUGAAGUCUGGCAGAAUUGCACAAAUCUGCAAAUAGGGUAUUAUUACUGCGUUGAGCCUGUCGGAUAUAUUUCGACAUACCCCGGAUAUGGAUCUACGCCUACAACCAGACCGUUCAAUCAGACUAGCGCGACAUCUCUGCCGUAUUCUGGGGAUCCAUGGGCCAAGUUUUCAUCAAACGUUUCAGUGAUACCUAUAGCAAACAACACACGCGUAGACUGCUACUCGUAUGUCUACAUAACCAACCUCACGGAUAAUCUAUUUGCAGACUGCUGGAAUAUGGCAUCGAUGUAUGACAUUACUCCCGAGGAGCUGGUACUUUGGAAUCCGUCCCUCAGCGAAGAUGGGUCAGCUUCAGGAUCAGACCUGUCAUCUGCUGAUGUUAAUGGAAUUGCAUCGGCCAUAGCAGUCGCGACAACCGCGUCGAGCCCCCCGAGCACCCCUUACACCUAUCCGUGUACGGUGGCUGCGAAUACUUCAUACUGCGUAGCUUUAGUUUCUCCCACAGUUGGUAAGUCAUCCCCAUCGACAGUAACUCCGCCCCCCGGUCCUCAUGCAGCAGGAGAGAUAUCUAAUUGCACGACCUGGUACGCACUCGAUAGCUCCGAUACGUGCCAGGAAGUCUUACAAAUUGCUCAUUUAACGUUUGCCGAGUUCUACGGAAUGAACCCCUCCGUUGGUCCAUACUGCGCCGGACUCGUCUUGGGAACAAACUAUUGUAUCUCAACCUACCCCAAUGGUAUGAAACUGAACGAUGAUUGGGAUGGAGAUGACAGCAUCCCAUCUUCCUCAUCUUCGACCACAUCCAUGGUCACUGGAAUUGUCACCCCUAUGCCAACACAAAGCGGCAUGGUCAGCAACUGCAAUAAGUUCUACGACGUCCACUCAGGAGAUGGCUGUUCAGCCAUUGCAAGCAGCCAGCAUGUUGACCUGAGCUCGUUUUAUAAAUGGAACCCGGCUGUGAAGACGGACUGCUCUGGUCUCCAGGCCAGUGUCUAUGUCUGUAUCGGCGUGGCCACAACAUCCGCAUCUAGUACGACCUCCACGUCUGCUUCUAAACCAACAACCACUUCUAAACUGGCUUCUACUACUUCCAAGCCCACGACUACAUCUAAAUCCACAGGAAUCAUAACCCCUACGCCAACACAAAGCGGCAUGGUUAAGAAUUGCAACAAGUUCUAUGAUGUCCGCGCCGGAGACGGCUGUGCAGUAAUCGCAAGCAGUCAGCAAAUCGACCUAAGUUCAUUUUACAAGUGGAACCCAGCAGUUAAAACUGACUGUUCCGGACUCCAAGCAAGCGUCUAUGUGUGCAUUGGCACCGUAGCAACUGCAACAACUUCCAGCAUAACCACACCUACACCUACUCAGAGCGGCAUGGUGAGCGGUUGUACCAAAUUCUACGACGUCCACGCUGGAGAUGGUUGUUCAGCUAUUGCAAACAGCCAGCAUAUCUCGCUGUCUUCGCUGUAUAAGUGGAAUCCGGCAGUUAAAACAGACUGCUCUGGUCUCCAAGCAAGCGUGUAUAUAUGUAUUGGUGUGGCGACUGCA